Monodelphis domestica (gray short-tailed opossum) is the source of this 2532-nucleotide messenger RNA. RefSeq names its product ribosomal RNA processing 1 (gene RRP1). NCBI's taxonomy places the organism in Eukaryota, Metazoa, Chordata, Mammalia, Didelphimorphia, Didelphidae. Gene Ontology annotation, cellular component: preribosome, small subunit precursor; nucleus. Gene Ontology annotation, biological process: rRNA processing. The record is from RefSeq and is a predicted model, not a curated record.
CCCACGUGACGUUGCGCCUGUGCCGUUGUGACGUCUUUGCUGCGCCGCUUUCUUAGUCGAGCCCGGUCCUAACGGCAGUGAAUGCUGUGAAGUGUUUGCCAUCAUGUCUCCCGGGCUGGAGCUUCCUGCUGAAAUACAGCUAGCGCAGCGACUAGCCGGCAACGAGAAAACGAUCCGAGACCGUGCAGUGAGGAAGCUCCGGAGAUACAUCCGGGCCAAGACGGGAGCAGCCUCAGGUGGUUUCAAUCAUGAAGAAUUGCUAAAAAUAUGGAAAGGGCUAUUCUACUGUAUGUGGAUGCAAGACAAACCUCUCUUACAGGAGGAACUUGGAAACACAAUUUCCCAGCUCAUUCAUGUUUUUCAAAAUGCAGAAACCCAACACCUGUUUGUACAAACUUUUUGGCAAACUAUGAACCGUGAGUGGAAUGGAAUAGACAGAUUACGUCUGGAUAAAUUCUACACGCUAAUGCGCAUGCUUCUGAACCAGACCUUUGAGGUACUGAAAAGAAAUGGAUGGGAGGAAAGUCAGGUUGAACUACUUCUGGAUAUGCUCAUGAGAGAAAUUUUGCACCCGGAUAGUCAUGCACCUUGUGGAGUCAAGUCCCACUUUAUUGACAUAUAUUUAGAAGAACUGACUAAAGUGGGAGCACAAGAGCUUACAGCAGAUCAAAACCUGAAGUUCAUUGUUCCAUUCUGCAAAGUUGCAGCCAAGACAAAGGAUUCUACUUUGCUAUAUAAUAUAGUUGGAGGUAUCUUUGAAACCAUUUUGGAACAAGCGCCUUUUGCUAUUGAAGAUUUAAUAAGAGAAUUAAAUGCAACCCAAGAGGAAAGUGAAGUGUCAGAAGAUGAAUCCAGUGAUGUGGCCCCCGUAGGAUUACCUGGGGAGCAAAAGAAAGGAAAGAAAGACGCGGCUUCCUCCUCGCGCGGAGAUCGGCCCAAAGGGCAAAGGCGGCGCGGCGGCAAGGAGGGGCACGGGCUCGUCCUUCAGUUCAACUACGAGGAGAUUGCCGACAGACUGUUUGAAAUGGCCAGCAGACAGUACACGCCUUCACUGAACAGGAAGCGUCUCUACAAACUGGUCAGGAAGUUCCAGAGCCUGGCGGAAGGCGUCUUCCCUCAGGACGGCCUUCCUCGGCGCAAGAAGUCGGCCAAGAGCAAGCGCAAGAGGGGUCGCGAGACAGAGGCCGAGAGAGGCACAAACGAUGGAAAGCGGAAGUUGGAGGAAGUUGUGGCUUCUGCGAAGGGCGGCUCCAGGACUCCGAAGAGGAAAGGCAGGAAGACGGCGAGCGCCGAGUCUCCUCCGCGGGAGACGAGCUCAUCGGACUCAGCCGUUCCCUUCAGUCCUCAAAACAGCAGCUCGGGGGGCGCGCGUAGGAGAAAGAAGGGCCAAGGGCCAAAGGGCACGAAGGCAGCCGAGGGCUUCCAGGAGCCAAAUAGGAGCGACGCAACGGGGACCGAAAAGGACGGCAAAGAGCGAGGAUCGGCAGGCCUUGAAGUGCAGCCAGCCUCGGGCAAAAGCAAGGAAAGAGCUGCUUGUCAGAAGAUGGCGGAGCACAAAAAGAGAGACUCGGGCCCCACCCAGAAGCCUUGCACCGAAGCUCGUUGGGGGGAAGCCGCGCGAGCACCGACUGACGUGUCCCCAAAGCCUGGGCGCCGUCACGUGGGGACCCCCAAAGUGGCCGCAAAGCAAAGGAAGCAAGUUAACGGAAGCAGCCACGCUGCUCCCCAGCCGCCCUCAAAGGUGUCUUCAGAAAUGGUCCGUCUGAGAGAAUUACAGUCAACUAGAGCCAGUGCCCGAGAGAUGGAGGGUCAGGAUGUAGAUACCGCCCGGAUGAUAAGGAAGAAACAUCAGCGGGCGAACGCAGGCAGCGUUGCUCCUCCCCAGCAGAAGGCCACGCCAGCCAAGAGGGAACUGGCAAAGAGUGCAGAAACUCCAGCCGAUUGCGAUUCUCUUCCCCCUCCGAAGAAGCUGAACAGGAGCGUCAGCGAAUCCACAGGUUCCUCAAAGAAGAAGAAGAAGCGGAUUCCGUGUCUUUUAAGAACAAGGAUGCUUUUCAGAUCUCCAGGCAGGAGGAUGAAAAGAAGCACAAGGAAAGAUCUUUAAUGCUUUCUACGUGCCAGGACUGGUUCUUUGGGUGGUUUUUGAGGAUUCCAACUUCCAGAAAAGAAUAAGCAGAAGAAAUAUUUUCCAUCCUGAGGCAAAUAAGUAUUCCAGGAUAUCCUUAGCAAGAAAUCACAUAAAAAUAUUAUGUUUUCAGUAAUAAAAACUGUUGUGAUAUUAAAAAAAAAAACAGUUCAAAAGCAUGGUUUAUUUUUAUUUGAAAGGGCCCUUAGUGUUGGGAAGACCCUUCAUGAACAUGACUAGAAGAAAGGACUGGCCCAAGAAAACGUGAACCUUUGAGCAAGGCCUUUCUAGAUGUCAUAACGUAUUUGUGUUUGCAAAUUGAGAUUAGCUCAUGGAAUCUGUCAGGGUCCUGGGUUUCUGGAAACUGUGAAUCACUUCAAAAAUUAAAAUGGUUUGGGAAGCUCUGA